AUGUCUGAAGCUGCAGAGAAUCAACGAGUUCCUCUGGAUCCAGAACCUCAGCCAGUCGAUCCCGGACCAGCCGAUGAUGAUAUCGAUUCGGCACUUGGAGAUGUGAGCGCUUCUAAACCACCCGGCAUUGUCCACAUGACUGAUCGGACACCGGCGUUACAGGGAGACGAUCUUCUGUCAACGUCGUCGUUGGCAUCGAGCGUGUUCGACUACAUCCAAGAACACGGAAGAAGGUAUAAUGGCUAUGGCGAGCGGACCUAUGUACUUCCCAACGACGAGAUGGAAUUAGAUCGUCUCGAUCUGCAGCACCAUUUGCUCAAGAUGACCUUCGGAGACAGACUGACAACUUACGAGCCCGAGCAGAGUAAAGACAUCCAUAACGUGCUGGACAUAGGCACCGGGACAGGAAUUUGGGCCAUUGAAUAUGGUGAUGCUCAUCCGGAGUCGAUAGUGCUCGGAGUGGAUGUCAGUCCCGUGCAACCGGCUUUUGUCCCUCCGAAUGUGCGAUUCGAGGUUAUGGACGUGGGACAGCCCUGGUUGUUUACCACUCCAUUCGACUUCAUAUUCAGCCGAUUCAUGACCGGAGCGAUUGCGAAUUGGCGACAGUACCUCCAAGAAUGUUUUGAUAAUCUGACACCAGGCGGGGCACUCGAAGUACAAGACAUAUCGUUCCGUCUCCGCUGCGACGAUGGCUCUCUCCCAGAGGAUUCGGCAUUCCGCAGGUGGGCCGGAUAUAUGCUUGAAGCGAGUAUCAACCUGGGAUGCCCGCUCGAUAGCGUCGACUCGGUGCGGGAGCUCAUGAUCGAGAUAGGGUUUGUCGACGUCGAGAAGAGGGCUUACUGUUGGCCGAUGAACCAGUGGCCAAGGGACUCGAGGUUGAAGAAGAUCGGGGUUUGGACUUUCCAUGACUUUACCGCUUCUUUGUCGGGCAUCAGCCUUGCCCUCUUCACACGAGGCUUAUCCUGGUCUCCGGAUGAGCUCGAGGUGUUUCUAGUCGACGUCCGGCGAGACAUGAAGAACACAGCUUAUCAUGCAUACUGGCCGAUGUGA
Cladophialophora carrionii CBS 160.54 is the source of this 1050-nucleotide messenger RNA. RefSeq lists its product as uncharacterized. The record is from RefSeq and is a predicted model, not a curated record. The transcript is spliced from 10 exons. Gene Ontology annotation, molecular function: methyltransferase activity. The coding region runs from base 1 to 1050 and encodes 349 amino acids. Lineage: Eukaryota; Fungi; Ascomycota; Eurotiomycetes; Chaetothyriales; Herpotrichiellaceae.